Aquila chrysaetos chrysaetos is the source of this 3372-nucleotide messenger RNA. RefSeq names its product Raf-1 proto-oncogene, serine/threonine kinase (gene RAF1). The record is from RefSeq and is a predicted model, not a curated record. The transcript is spliced from 18 exons. The coding region runs from base 269 to 2359 and encodes 696 amino acids. Lineage: Eukaryota; Metazoa; Chordata; Aves; Accipitriformes; Accipitridae. Gene Ontology annotation, cellular component: cytosol; mitochondrion; plasma membrane. Gene Ontology annotation, biological process: protein phosphorylation; signal transduction. Gene Ontology annotation, molecular function: protein kinase activity; ATP binding.
UUUCCUAAUUUUUUCUGAACUGGUACAACUUUGCCAUGUAGAAAUGGUGUUACUCCAGAGGCAGGGCUUGAGGAUUGCACCGUUUCUGGACUCUUUUUAUCUACAGUCUAAAUGUACACACAAAUAACCUGCCCGUGCUAACGGCAGCAUGUCUCUUGUCCAUUGUUCGUCUGGCCUACGUCAGGCUAAGUAACUUGUGUAGAAUUUUUUUUUUUUCCUUCUUAGCCAUUAAGUGACAUCCAUAAAUGCAGGGACCUUACCUGGGACAAUGAGAUCUCAAAACCAGUUGCAGUGGAAUUGUUACAGCACAGUGUGCAUUCCAGAUGCAAUUGUAGGUUGUCGUAGACCGCAUCAAUGGAGCACAUUCAGGGAGCUUGGAAGACUAUCAGUAAUGGUUUUGGGACUCAAGGAUUCUGUCUUUGAUGGCCCAAACUGUAUUUCACCUACUAUCGUUCAGCAGUUUGGUUAUCAACGCCGAGCAUCUGAUGAUGGCAAAAUAUCAGAUACUUCCAAAACUAGUAAUACUAUUCGUGUUUUCUUGCCCAACAAGCAACGCACGGUGGUAAAUGUGCGAAAUGGGAUGACCUUACAUGACUGUCUUAUGAAGGCACUUAAAGUAAGAGGUCUGCAGCCAGAAUGCUGUGCAGUUUUUCGACUUCUUGCUGAACCAAAAGGAAAAAAAGUGCGUUUGGAUUGGAAUACAGAUGCUGCCUCCUUGAUUGGAGAGGAACUGCAAGUGGACUUCCUUGAUCAUGUUCCACUCACUACACACAAUUUUGCUCGGAAGACAUUUCUAAAGCUUGCUUUCUGUGACAUCUGCCAGAAGUUCCUGCUAAAUGGGUUUCGGUGUCAGACAUGUGGUUAUAAAUUCCACGAACACUGCAGCACUAAAGUUCCAACCAUGUGUGUUGACUGGAGCAAUAUCAGGCAACUCUUAUUGUUCCCAAAUUCAAAUAUCAGUGACAGUGGUGUCCCUGCACUACCUCCCUUGACAAUGAGACGGAUGCGGGAGUCUGUCUCCCGGAUACCUGUUAGUUCCCAGCACAGGUAUUCUACACCUCAUGCCUUCACAUUCAACACAUCAAAUCCUUCCUCUGAGGGCUCUCUUUCCCAAAGACAGCGAUCUACAUCCACACCAAAUGUCCAUAUGGUUAGCACUACAAUGCCUGUAGACAGCCGGAUAAUUGAGAAUAACAGCCUGAAUGCUUCUCCCAGUUCCUGGUGCAGACGAUUUUGUUUGAGGGGAAGAGAUGCAAUUCGAAGCCAUAGUGAAUCAGCCUCACCCUCUGCUCUGUCUGGAAGUCCUAACAAUAUGAGUCCAACUGGCUGGUCUCAGCCCAAAACCCCAGUCCCAGCCCAAAGAGAGCGAGCCCCUGGAUCCAAUACACAAGAAAAAAACAAAAUUAGGCCUCGUGGACAGAGAGAUUCCAGUUAUUACUGGGAAAUAGAAGCAAGUGAAGUCAUGCUUUCUACCAGAAUAGGGUCAGGUUCUUUUGGAACAGUUUACAAAGGCAAAUGGCACGGGGAUGUAGCAGUGAAGAUACUAAAGGUUGUAGAUCCAACCCCAGAACAGUUCCAGGCUUUCAGAAAUGAAGUGGCUGUAUUAAGGAAGACUCGGCAUGUUAAUAUUUUGCUCUUUAUGGGCUACAUGACUAAAGAUAAUCUGGCCAUUGUUACACAGUGGUGUGAAGGAAGCAGUCUGUAUAAACACCUGCAUGUUCAAGAGACCAAGUUCCAAAUGUUCCAGCUCAUUGAUAUUGCUCGGCAGACAGCACAGGGAAUGGACUAUUUACAUGCAAAGAAUAUCAUCCACAGAGACAUGAAAUCCAAUAAUAUAUUUCUUCAUGAAGGCCUCACAGUGAAAAUAGGAGACUUUGGUCUGGCAACUGUAAAAUCCAGGUGGAGUGGAUCUCAACAAGUGGAACAGCCCACUGGCUCAAUCUUGUGGAUGGCACCAGAAGUGAUACGGAUGCAGGAUAGUAACCCGUUUAGUUUUCAGUCAGAUGUCUACUCCUAUGGAAUAGUAUUAUAUGAACUAAUGACAGGAGAGUUGCCAUACUCCCACAUAAACAACCGAGAUCAGAUUAUUUUCAUGGUUGGCCGAGGGUAUGCUUCUCCAGACCUCAGUAAAUUGUACAAGAACUGCCCCAAAGCAAUGAAGAGGCUUGUAGCAGAUUGUUUGAAGAAAGUUAGAGAAGAACGACCUCUGUUUCCACAAAUACUGUCGUCCAUUGAAUUGUUGCAACAUUCUUUACCCAAAAUCAACCGGAGUGCUUCUGAACCAUCUCUGCAUCGUGCCGCCCACACAGAGGACAUAAAUUCAUGCACAUUAACAUCCACAAGACUACCCGUGUUUUAGGAUCGUGCUCCCCUCCCUUGUUCUCUCCAGUGAUGGGAAAGGAACAGAAGUAACAGAAGUUGUGCUUUUAAUGCCUCAGUGUACAGGAUCAGUGCCAGCAGGAUUAUCCGCGUCCCAGUUUUAAGAACAAGCUGCUAAGGAUUUCUGCAGUUCUUAUCCUGCAGGGACACAGCUCCACAUUGCCUUUUUCUACAGUUUCUUUUACUGGGACAGUUAACAGACUAUAAAUCAAGAGAUCUAUUACUAUUUUUUUAAUAGAUGCACUUGAGCCUUAUUUUUCCCAUACACAGAAGCGAUGGAUGUUUCUUUGGCAGUGUUUCUGGAUUGAUUUGAAUCUGUUGAUAAAUUGGUAUUUUUUACAGCAAGGAUGGCUUGCCUCAGCGUUUGAGGAAAGAUGACGCAUUAUGGUGCUCUUUGAUUGCCCCAUGCCAUAUGCCACUUCAAGUUGGGGGGAGUUUUGCCUGAAAUGGGUAUCUGCAAACAAGACUGAGGGAAGAGGAAAAAACUUUCUGGAAAUCAGCUCCUGCCUAAGAGCUUUCAUCAAGCCAAUGAAAUAAGUUAAAAUGCUAAUUCAACACAAAAUAGUUUUGCAAUAGUUUUGCACAUAGAAGAAAAACUCUUGCAAAAGAAUGGAAUCUAUUCUGAAUUGUACUGCUCAGAGAAGGAAGCUAGCCAGUCUUGCUAUGGUCAUCUUCAGUAACUUAAGCAGCUUACUUUGGUACUAUUGACUUGUUUCUUGCAGCCCAAUGAGGUGGUAAGUGCAGAAAGACAGGCUUUUGUGGCUGAGAAAAGGCUAAUUAACAUUAUCCGUAUACUUCUGCAAAAUGAGCAUAGUCUUCAUCCCAUCUGAAGCUGUCGUCCAAGAGAUGCACUAUCAAGAGGAAACUGAGCAUAUACAGUUUUUCUUGCUGAUUUGGGUUUUAAUUUUGUUUUUAUUGCUCCUGAGAAAAUGCAUUUAUUGUAAGCCAAGGUUCCUCUGAUUAUCUUAUUUUAAUAAAAUAAAUUAAAUUUUA